AUGUCGUCGACCACCUCGGCAGACCCGGAUCCCAUCCCGUCCUGGACGGUCGUCGACCCCGAUCUCCUACUGCGUUCUGAGGUGGACGGACGAGAGUUUGGCGCGCACAAGUUCUUGCUUGUGUAUGCCUUCCAGGGGUUUGAUGACAUGCUUUCUGGCACACCACUGCUGGGUGCCGGGGGUGCCCAGGAACAGAAAGAUGGGCUUCCGGUCGUGCCCGUCCCCGAGAGCUCCAUUGUGCUGGAGAAAAUCUUGCAGCUCAUAUAUCCCUUCGAGGCCCCGAACCUCCGACUCAUUCCUCGGGACGUCCUGGUGGGCAUCUGCGUGGCCCUCGACAAGUACUGCGUCAAGACGUUUCCUCGGCCCGUUGUAGAUGGGCUCUUACGCUGGGCCACGGUAGAGGCGGAGCUCACCUAUAUCCGUGCUUGUCGCUUUCGUCUACCUGAAGUAGCGGUGGCGGCGUUGAAGGCUUCGUUGCGUUCGCCCAAACUCUUCAUCAAGGUACCGCCUACGGAGCUCAUCCUGAGCGCGCAGCAGUACCAUGCCUUCGUGACGUACCAGAUCGAAUGCCGCGAGCAGGCUACUGCUGUUAUUAGUGACUUGGCUUGGAUGCGCAAGCAACAACCGCUUCCACCCGGCUUCAAUAGGGGAGUUCAGAGUGGCGAUGCAGGUGGCGAUGUGCAGGCGAUUUGA
Molecule: messenger RNA, 693 nt
Organism: Peniophora sp. CBMAI 1063
Lineage: Eukaryota; Fungi; Basidiomycota; Agaricomycetes; Russulales; Peniophoraceae
Source: the annotation of a GenBank genome assembly